Molecule: messenger RNA, 2772 nt
Organism: Sceloporus undulatus (fence lizard)
Lineage: Eukaryota; Metazoa; Chordata; Lepidosauria; Squamata; Phrynosomatidae
Gene: IKZF3
Product: IKAROS family zinc finger 3
Exons: 8
Coding region: 125-1681 (518 amino acids)
Biological process (GO): regulation of transcription by RNA polymerase II
Cellular component (GO): nucleus
Molecular function (GO): RNA polymerase II cis-regulatory region sequence-specific DNA binding; DNA-binding transcription factor activity
Source: RefSeq, a predicted model, not a curated record
AUGCAAGCUGACUCCUUCCUGAAGCAGAAGACUGGUUGAUUGGGAAUCUUCCUUCUUUCUGAAGUUCAGAAGAAUCCCAGAACCCAGCAGAGAAGCAUCAGAGGAACCUGCUGCAUUUAACAAAAUGGAAGAUUCACCUGCUGGCAUGGACCUAAGCAAUUGUCGGGAACAGCCAGAACCUACAGAUAUUCAAGAUAUUCAGGAUGAUGGCAAUUCCAAUACAUCCCAUGACAUGGAAAAUAUGAACAAUAGUGAAGAUUCAAAGGAAUGUCAUUUGACAAACGGAAGAGGGAGAGAAGGCUCAGAAGAUGGCUUCCCUAAAGUCAAAGGGGAAUACAUUGAAAAAGAGGAUGAUGUUUUGAAUUCUGAGUCAAUGGAAACUCGAGUAGAGCCUGGGGUCCUUUACAACUGCCGGCAGGAGUACGGAGAGUACGACAGCGUUGAACUAGAGAGGCAUGCUGGGCCUUACGACCUCAUCAGGCCAGCUGGUGGAAAACUCAGUUGUGACAUUUGUGGAUUGGGCUGUGUCAGUCUCAACGUUUUGAUGGUUCACAAACGCAGCCACACUGGAGAGCGACCCUUCCAUUGUAAUCAGUGUGGAGCCUCCUUUACUCAGAAGGGCAACCUUCUCCGUCAUGUUAAACUUCACACCGGAGAAAAGCCAUUCAAAUGUCACCUUUGUAGCUAUGCUUGCCAGAGGAGAGAUGCACUCACCGGUCACUUAAGGACACAUUCUGUGGAAAAACCAUUCAAGUGUGAAUUCUGUGGAAGGAGCUAUAAGCAAAGAAGUUCAUUGGAAGAACACAAAGAAAGAUGUCGAACGUAUCAGCAGAAUGCUAGCCUAAAUGAAGCUGAAAGCGUGGAGGGAAGACACAGCAAAACUGAAAUGGGAACUGAACGAGCCCUUGUCCUGGAUCGCUUAGCGAGCAAUGUAGCCAAGCGGAAAAGUUCCAUGCCACAGAAAUUUGUUGGUGAGAAACGCCCCAGCUUUGAAGUGAACUACAGCUCUAGCUUUGGGUAUGAGAAAGAAAGGGAUGCCAUUCUACAAGGACACAUGAUGGAUCAAGCCAUCAACAAUGCUAUUGGCUACUUUGGGGCAGAUGCCCUGCGCCCAAUUGUGCAGAACCCUGCAGCCCCAACUUCUGAAAUGGUGCCCGUGAUCAGCAGCUUGUACCCCCUUGCACUCACCCGCACUGAAAUGACCACCAGUAACCCACAAGAGAUAGAAAAAAGCCACACACUGCUGAGAGAGAAAAACAUUUCUUCUGACAGAGGCCUUUCUCCAAACAGUGGCCAGGACUCUACAGACUCCGAUAGCAACCAAGAAGAACAUCAUACUCAUGCCUACCAUCAGAACCAAACAGCCACUCUUCCUCUGCAGAGUCGAAAUGGGCUUCUGACCUACAAGGACCACCCCGGGGCAUAUGAUAUCUUCAGGUCACCAGCCAUUUGUCCUCGUGAUGUCUUCAAGGUCUUCAACAAGGACGGUGAACCCAUUGGUGUCCACCGCUGUGAUCACUGUCGUGUUCUCUUCCUGGAUUACGUCAUGUUCACCAUCCACAUGGGAUGCCAUGGCUUCCGUGAUCCCUUUGAAUGUAAUGUGUGUGGGCACAGGAGCCAGGACAAAUAUGAGUUCUCCUCUCACAUAGUCCGUGGUGAGCACCGAACAGGACUGAAAUGAGGCUGGAAUUCUUCCUUCAUUUUCUAGGAGAUGUCAUGCACAUUUAUACUGCAAAAUUAAAACAGUAUGAAACCGGUUUGAAAGGUAGUAUGCCUUCUCCCUUCAAACCCUAGGAUUUUUUGAGGAUAUUGUCUUCUGGAUGGUUCUGAAGAUUCCUCAAAUUCUUAGAAUUAGGGUUCUCACAGUUCCAAUAGGUUUAAACAGAUUUAAAAUUACUUUGCAUUUUUAGUGAAGUCAGACCUUAAAGGAUCUCCCUUUUUGCCUUUAAAAAAAAAAGAUCUCCAGAGAAGACAAUAUAUACUUUUAAAGACGAACUCUAGAUGUGUUAGGUCCCCAUCUACUUUGCAUUCUGAAAUUUAUUCAGCUGCCAUGACUCUCUCUGACAGUGUUCGAUUCCUGGAAAAAUAGAGGUGUGUGACACCUCCCUUUCUAAUAUUAGCUUUUUGAAGAUGUAUAGGAAAGCACUUUGUAAAUGCUAUUUUUUAAUGUUUAUCAUGCCUAUAUUCCUGAAGCAAGAAGCAGUUUUACAUACUUUGCAGAAUUAAUUAGUAAAAUAGGUUUUCCUGAACUAUGGUCAGGAAAGUCAGACAGUUUGUCCAAUGAAUCCAAUUCUGUCUACUCUGAAUGCAAUAGCUUUCAAGUAUUUCAGGUUUAGGACUUUUGCCUUGUCACUUUGCCUGAUUAGUUUUUAAGUGCCAAGCUUUCAACCUGGGACCAUCAAAAUUUAAGGGAGCCUACAGUCUUGUCUGAGGGAACUGUAUAUCUGAACAAUUCAUCAUAUAUAGCAAAUGGUUUACUGAAGCAUGCCAGCGAAAGACAUGCAAGAAGGCAUAUCUCUGACAGGCUUUUUUCUGUCUGUGAGGCAGGUGGAGGUUCUUAUUGCAGGGUAUUCAAUGAGAUCAAGAGAAGCUGAAUCCUUCCUCUAGGCUGCCUGAACUGGGAAGACUUUAUCAUGUAUUUCUGUCUCAGACAGUAGCACAGAAAAGAGGCUCAGCAACCUGGGGCCAAGUCUUAAGUAGAAGGAAGGCUGAAGUGAGGUCCUGAUCUCCAGUGCUGUAUUUCCAAGUGUGCAUUAGUGGGAAGCUUGUCCU